Molecule: messenger RNA, 2925 nt
Organism: Dryobates pubescens (Downy woodpecker)
Lineage: Eukaryota; Metazoa; Chordata; Aves; Piciformes; Picidae
Gene: ANO5
Product: anoctamin 5
Exons: 23
Coding region: 81-2915 (944 amino acids)
Biological process (GO): chloride transmembrane transport
Cellular component (GO): plasma membrane
Molecular function (GO): protein dimerization activity; chloride channel activity
Source: RefSeq, a predicted model, not a curated record
CCAGCCCCUGAGUCACCCCUUCUUCUCCCAUCAGCUCCCGGGAGUGAUCCCCCCUGAAGGAGAAGGGAAAAGCGUCCACCAUGAAUCGUUUGGGGAAGAAAGGGGACGAGACCCUUAUCGAGAUGGCUCUGUCUACGGAUGAUGAUACUGUGAUUCUCACCGAGUUCAAGUCAUCGCAGUCAGAAGGGGAGGAAUGCAAUGGACCUUUAUGUGAAACUGUUUCAUGUACAGGAUCAGAAGUCCCGAGCAGCUCUGAGGGUCUCAACAGCACUGAGACUACUUUACUCAUCCCAGAACAUCAAGUGCAGAGUGGAAGGAGAUAUAAUCUGUUCCUGAAGCGACGUCUCAGGAUUGAUAAAAGGCAUCAAAGCAAAGAUUCUAUUUUCUUCAGAGAUGGUGUCAGGAGAAUUGAUUUUGUUCUCUCCUAUGUGGAUGAUCUCAAUAAGGAGUGGGAAAAAAAGUUGGAAAGAAGAAGAGAAUUUGAGAGUAAUCUGCAAAAGGCUGGUUUGGAGCUAGAAACAGAAGACAAGAAGGAAUCUGAAGAUGGCAAGAUCUAUUUUGUCAAGAUCCACGCCCCGUGGGAGGUUCUCAUCACGUAUGCAGAAGUGCUGAACAUUAAAGUUCCCAUCAGGGAAAAUGACAUUCCCUCCACGGUGGAGAACCCCCUGGACUGUAUGCUUGCCCCACUCAGGCUUCCUGAGAGCGUGAUGCACCCUGAGCCAGAUUACUUCACAGCACCAUUCAGCAAGGACAAGCAGGAGCUGUACCUCAUUAAUGAUGAGAGCACUUUCUUCUCACCGUCCAUGAGAAACAGAAUAGUUAAUUACAUUCUGACACGUUGCCCUUAUGGGACAGAAGAAGGGAAGAAAAAAUUUGGGAUUAAGAGGCUGCUAAAUAAUGGCACCUAUUCAGCUGCAUAUCCUCUGCAUGAUUGCCAGUACUGGAAAAAGGCAAAUGACCCAAACUGUGACAACGAGAGGUACACGCUGUACAUGGAGUGGGCUCGCUUCCUGCGCUUCUACAAGGAGCAGCCUCUGGACCUCAUCAGGAAGUACUAUGGGGAGAAGAUUGGAAUCUAUUUUGCCUGGCUGGGAUUUUACACCGAGAUGUUAUUCCUUGCAGCAGUUGUUGGCUUAAUCUGUUUUCUUUAUGGCUUGUUUACAAUGGAUGAAAAUAUGAGCAGCAAAGAAAUCUGUGACCCUGCAAUUGGAGGAGAGAUCAUCAUGUGCCCUCUUUGUGACCGAGAGUGUGAGUACUGGAGACUAAACACCACCUGUCAGUCCUCAGAGUAUUCCCAUUUGUUUGACAACGUGGCAACUCUCUUUUUUGCCAUUUUCAUGGGCAUAUGGGUUACACUGUUCUUGGAGUUUUGGAAGAGACGGCAAGCUAGACUGAAAUACGAGUGGGAUUUGGUUGAUUUUGAAGAGGAACAGCAGCAGCUCCAGCUGAGACCUGAGUAUGAGGCAAAAUGUACCCAAAAGAAGAGGAAUCCUGUAACUCAGGAGAUGGAGCCUUAUUUGCCCCUAAGCAGCCAGGCUGUGCGAUUCUGCGUCUCGGGAGCCACCGUGUUGUUCUGGGUGUCUCUGAUUAUAGCUAGCAUGAUAGCUGUGAUCGUGUAUCGUCUGGCAGUGUACGCUGCCUUUGCCAGCCUGAUGGAGAACACCCAAAGCUUACAGCCCAUCAGUGGAUUAUUGACCCCUCAGCUGGCAACCUCUGUCACAGCCUCAUGCCUGAAUUUUGUCAUCAUCAUGAUACUGAAUUUCUUCUAUGAGAGAAUAGCCAUCUGGAUCACUGAUAUGGAGAUUCCAAGAACUCAUAUGGAGUAUGAGAACAGGCUCACAAUGAAAAUGUUUCUGUUCCAGUUUGUCAACUACUAUUCAUCCUGCUUCUACGUGGCCUUCUUCAAAGGGAAGUUUGUUGGCUACCCAGGUGCCUACACAUACAUGUUUAAUCGCUGGAGAAAUGAGGAGUGUGAUCCUGCAGGCUGUUUGAUAGAGCUGACGACCCAGCUCACCAUCGUCAUGGCUGGCAAACAGAUCUGGGGGAACAUCCAAGAGGCCAUCGUCCCCUGGAUCUGUAACUGGUGGGGACGCCGGAAGGCCCGAAGUAAUCCAGAGAAUUUAUACAGUCGCUGGGAGCAAGACCAUGAUCUGCAGAUAUUUGGAGCCUUAGGCCUGUUCUAUGAAUAUCUAGAAAUGGUCAUUCAGUUUGGAUUCAUUACUCUCUUCGUGGCAUCCUUUCCCCUGGCUCCCCUCCUUGCUCUGAUGAAUAACAUCCUGGAGAUUCGAGUAGACUCCUGGAAACUAACCACUCAGUACAGGAGGCCUGUGGCUGCAAAAGCACAUAGCAUAGGAGUGUGGCAAGAAAUCCUGAACGGAAUGGCCAUCCUCUCUGUUGUAACCAAUGCUUUUAUUGUGGCAUUCACAUCAGAUAUGAUUCCUCGCUUAGUUUACUACUAUGCUUAUUCUGAAAGCGAAGACUCACCUAUGUCUGGAUACAUAAACAACAGUUUGUCAGUGUUUCUGAUCUCAGAUUUUCCUGACAGAAACAAGCCUAAACAGAAUCCAGAAGGCUUGGUCAUAUGCAGGUACAGAGACUAUCGAUACCCUCCAGAUCAUGAGAAGAGAUAUUUACACACCAUGCAGUUCUGGCACAUUCUUGCUGCAAAGCUGGCCUUUAUAAUUAUUAUGGAGCAUGUUGUAUUCAUCGUCAAAUUCUUUGUAGCAUGGAUGAUUCCUGACGUCCCAGCAGACGUGAAAGCCAAAAUCAAACGUGAAAAGUACCUAACACAGAAAAUCCUCCAUGAGUAUGAACUUGAAAAGCUGAAGGAGAGACUGUGUCAAGGUGAUAAACGAGCCACAGAAAAGGAGUUCAUUGCCACAGAAGGGAGAAUGGAGCUGUCCAGGGCAAUGUAGCUGAAAAGCA